Octodon degus (degu) is the source of this 2274-nucleotide messenger RNA. It is a transcript of the gene Ankrd55, whose product is annotated as ankyrin repeat domain 55. The transcript has 10 exons. Lineage: Eukaryota; Metazoa; Chordata; Mammalia; Rodentia; Octodontidae. Gene Ontology annotation, molecular function: protein binding. The coding region runs from base 511 to 2064 and encodes 517 amino acids. The record is from RefSeq and is a predicted model, not a curated record.
GGCUGCGUCAAAUGGAGAUGUCAAUGCCUUGACUGCCGUGAUUCGAGAGGACCCAUCCAUCCUCGAAUGCUGCGACAGCGAGGAUGCCUGCAAGACUCAGAGAAGGGAGAAAUCUGGAGAGGAAUUGGGUUGCCAGCCAUCCUUCAGUCCGAGUAGCAUUCCUCUGCUGACUGAUUCUCAGAAAUCUCUGUGAGUGUGAGCUUCCAGAGGAGGAGUACAGACUUGAGGUGAAUCUCCAACCAAGAGACUUAAACAAGUCCCAGCUGGCCAGAAGUUGUGGAUGACAUUUGGUGUCUCACGCCAGGGAGUAUAAAACACAUAGAUUCUGCUUCACCAGGCUGGCUUGUUCCAAGAGUUCUGCAAAGUGAAUCAAAACAAGUCACUUCAUCAGGAAGAAAACACAUUGAAAAAGCUGAAUACGUUUCCUACAUUGAUUCUAAAAGCAGAGGAAUAUUUAUUACAGGUGGUUUCUUUAGCAAGAAUUUGUACACCCCCAGGCUAGGCGGUCGCAUGACUUUAUCAUCCACAACCUCCAAUAAAAGCACGUUGAACCUGUCUGCCUGGUUGGAGUCACUUUCCAAAGGAUGCACACCCUUGAUGCAUGCGGUUUCUGGACGACAAGUGGACACAGUGAAGCUGCUGCUGAAGAUGGGGGCCAACAUUAACAUGCAGGACGCGUGUGGCCGCACAAGUUUGUGCCUGGCAACCUACCUGGGUUGGCUUGAAGGCUGUGUGAGUCUUCUCAGAAAUGGUGCCAAGCAUAAUAUUCCAGAUAAAAAUGGCCGCCUUCCGCUUCACGCUGCCACCGCCGAGCCCGACGUAAGGCUCCUGACCGUCCUGCUGCAGCAGUCCAACCUCAGCGAAAUCAACCACCAGGACAAUGAGGGAAUGACGCCGCUCCACUGGGCAGCUUUCCACAACCAGCCUCAGCACACCCAAAUGCUACUGAAGAAGGGGGCAGACCCCACCCUUGUGGAUAAGGACUUUAAAACAGCUCUGCACUGGGCAGUCCAGAGUGGAAACAGGAUUUUGUGUUCCAUCAUCCUGAGCCACCAUCAGGGGCCGUCUAUAAUCAACUACGACGACGAGAGCGGGAAGACGUGUGCGCACAUCGCCGCGGCCGCAGGGUUCAGCAGCAUUAUAGAUGAACUGGCGAGAGUCCCUGAGUGUAACCUGCAGGCUCUGGAUGUGGAUGACAGAGUGGAGCCUGCUCCAACCCUCCCUCCCCAAAACAGUCGGCCCCAGAAGAAGGAGGGGCGGUUCAGCAUGCUCAACCAAAUCUUCUGCAAAACCAAGAAAGAAGAGCAGAAAGCCCAUCAGCAAGAUCACAGAAAGGACAGGGCCAGUGGAGGGGACACCCCGGAAGUCGAUGACAUCAUCGCCACCAUCCUGGAUACCAACUGCCAAGAACAGCCUGGAGACCAGGUGGCUAUGGUUGUUGACCUUAAGAAGAGGACCUUGGAGAACUCAAAGUAUCUCUUGCCAGAAAAGAAACUUCUGGCCCGUAAGGGGCUUCCACCCAUCAGAACCCAGAGUCUCCCACCCAUUACCCUGGGCAAUAAUUUCAUGACAGCUUCCCAUGGGGCCAUUUCCCAAGCUGCCCUGAGCCCGGGUACUCAGCAUACUGCCCAGCAAUCUCCGAAAAGUCGAAGUGAGCAAGAUUUAUUAAAUAACAGGACUGGCUGCCAAGUGUUUCUAGACAAGCCCUGGAAGGGUGAUUCCAACCAGGUACUUGCCUACAAAGCUUGGACCAUGUCUUCCUCUGAGAAGCUGCUGGACAGGCUUCUUGCAGGCCGCCCAGGCCACCAGGAGCUCUCCGGGCCACCGCGUCUUCCUCACCUGCACAACCCUCUACCUGGACAAAAUCUGCAGCAUCUCUCCCCAAACAGACCAAAAAUCAGGGAUCUUCCUUUCACUCGGAACAACCUCACUCCCCUCCCUGACCAAAAAUUUCUAUCUGGAGAACCUCUCCGAGCAAACCGAGUGCUUCCUGCGAUUCCCAGUCAGCGGGGGCACGGCACCCCCGCGGAGAGCACGGCCAGGUCCACCGGCAGUGCAGAUUAACCACUGCUGCUAGCGGCAGAAAUACACAUGUCAUCUUUGUUCGGCUCUCAGAGGGCAAGACUGCUGUGGUUCAUAAGAAUAAAGACUAAUAUAGAAAGCUGUAUCCUAUAAGCCAUUCACAAUUUUACAACUCAAAAUUCCUUAUCCCAAAUAAAGAUACUUCCUCCUAAGUACUUAGAAUACAGUGUUUCACUGUGCAUUCAUAGCAAG